This is a messenger RNA of Alnus glutinosa, 2104 nucleotides long. Its product is annotated as peptide-N4-(N-acetyl-beta-glucosaminyl)asparagine amidase A. Bases 180 to 1958 code for a protein of 592 amino acids. The transcript has a single exon. The record is from RefSeq and is a predicted model, not a curated record. Lineage: Eukaryota; Viridiplantae; Streptophyta; Magnoliopsida; Fagales; Betulaceae. Gene Ontology annotation, cellular component: vacuole.
AUUCUAUUCACUCUUCAAUUGUACAAAUCACAAGCCCAUCACCAUCCAGUCCCAUUUUUUGGGAAAUUGCAGCACAAUUAUACGACAGCUGCAGAGACCGCAAGCACACGCUUCAAAUCCUGGAAGCUUCCUAAAAUGCUUUCGAUGAGUUAAAAAAAAAAAACAGCGAAUUGGAAAAAAUGUUUGUCUUCCUCUUUUUCUUCCUCCUCUUCACCGUUCCGGUCUCACCCUCCUCCUCCCCAGACCGCUACACAAAAUCCGUCCUCCAACCACUCCAAGUCAAACACCGAGAAUACUUGGAGCUCGCCCAUCCCCUGCCGUCCGAUUACCUGGUCCCAUCAUGCACCCACCGGAUCCUCCGCCACUCCUUCGCCAACACCAUCAACUCUCCUCCCUUCUCUACCCGCUACUACCCGCCGUUAGAUUGCCCCUCCCCCUGGUCCCACGUGGCCCUCGAUUUCCGCGCCGAGUGCAGAGGCGAGCAGUACGACCGCAUCGCCGGCUUGUGGCUCGGCGGGGCAGAGCUUCUCCGCACCAGCACAGCCGAGCCGACGAAGUGCGGAAUCUUCUGGAAGGUUCGAAAGGACAUCACCAGGUACUCCUCUCUCCUCUCACGCUACGACCUCAACCUCACCAUGAUGCUCGAGAACAUCGUCAACAACAUCUAUACCGGCGUUUACCACAUCACCGUCAGUUUCCUCUACUACAAGGAUAACGCCGUCAGGGUUCCGUCACAGAUCUCGGAUCCAAAUUUUGGGUUUCUUGGGGAUAAACAACGCGGUGGUGGGGUUCGUAUGUGGCAAGGCCUCGGGGGCUUGUAUGAACCACCGGCCGAUUUUAUAAUCCCGAUAUCGGAUCGGGGCGAUAAGGGCUUUUGGUUCAGAAUCGAGAGCGAAUUGGACUCCCGCUCCAAGGGAAUUCGGAUCCCGCGGAAUACAUACCGAGCCGUUUUGGAACUGUACGUGUCGUUUCACGGGAACGACGAGUUUUGGUACUCGAACCCGCCAAAUUCGUACAUCAAAACGAACAACUUAACGACCGAACGCGGCAACGGAGCUUACAGAGAGGUUUACGUGACGAUAGACGGGAAGUUCGUCGGGUCGGAGGCUCCGUUCCCGGUGGUGUUCACGGGUGGGGUGAACCCGUUGUUCUGGGAACCGGUUGUGGGAAUCGGAGCGUUUAACCUUCCAAGCUACGACUUCGAUUUGACACCGUUUUUAGGUGUUCUUUUGGACGGGAAAAUUCACAGGUUUGGAUUUGGAGUGACCGAAGGCAUUGCGUAUUGGCUUGUGAACGCGAAUUUGCACCUUUGGGUGGAUCACAAAUCGCCCAAGGUCCAUGCAAGGUCUGUUGUUUACAACAGUCCUCGAUUGAAGAUCAAGCGUCGAUCAGAUUUCAAGCUUCUCGAUGGGUCAUUCAAGGUGGAGGCAGAGAGGAAAGCUCUGUUUGUGGGGUGGGUUAAGUCGAGCUUCGGCAACUUGACCACGGUUUUCUCGCAAGACUACAGGUUGAAGAACGUGGUGAGCUUCGAGAACAAUGGAGCAUAUAAAUUGGUGAAGCAGAAGGUGAAGGCAAAGCGAGAGGUGAUCGUGGCGAAUGAUAGAGAUCAGUCAGUCGCUCGUGUGAGCGUUAGGAGGAAAUACCCUCUUAAUCUCAUCACUUCAACUCAGCCGGGACGGAAGAAGAAGAAGAAGAACACGUAUUUGCUUGUCACGAACGUUUCUCAUGCAUUGAGCGAGAGGUAUUCGCAGGGGGACUCUGCGAGCGUUGUUUACAAUAUGCAGGAUUCUCGAGGGUGGAUGGAGGUGGAGGAUCAUUCGGUUCUCUCUGGUGCGGCGAUGACUCGACAAAGCUUUAGUUAUAGGAAUGCGUUUGGUUGCUACUCGCGGACUGUACAAGCAAGCAAUGGCAGGCUAAUCAGAGACAAUACCACCUCUGGUUGCCUUUCUUCAUUCUAGUUCUCCACCGCACGAAUUCUCGUUUCAAGAUAUUUACCUAUAAUUAAUGGUUUGCAAUCUGCAUGAAAUUGGGUCAACUCUUUAUCAGUGUGUACUUGUCUAUAUAUGUGAUUUUUAGAAUAAUUAAUGUAAAGAAUUUGAAACUA